AUGAAAUGUUCAAAACAAUUAUCAGUUGUAGUUAUAAACAUGUGGACGAUAUUGGAGACUUUUAUUUUAUCUGAGAUUCCCCUAGUACAUUUAUUUUAUUUAAUACUAAUUGUUACUACCGUUAGCAAUCAAACGGUUGAAGAGCCUAUCAAAUCAACUCAUAAACAUUCUGAUGAAAUUAUUGAUAACGCAGUUGAAGACACAAGUCCUAUUCCAUCAAAUGUGGAUAACGUACCAACGAUUAAUGAUGAAAAAGCCGAACAAAAUAAUGUAUUUAGUGAACUGGCUAAAAGAAUGAGUACUAGAAAUACAAUUCCUCAGAUUAGUGAAAAUGAAAAGAAUAAUAUUGACACUAAAGAAAAUGGCAUAAAUACUAUAGAUCAUAACAAAAAAGUAUCAGGUAAAAUCUUUAAAAGGACUAAAUCUGAGAAGAAUAAUAGUCAUAUUAAUGGAUAUGAAGAUAUUGAACCGGACGUUGAAAAGAAAAUUGGUCUAGAAACUAGUGAUGAUGAACAAAUUGGUCUAGAAACUAGUGAUGAUGAACAGCCAGAAAUAGCACAACUAUUUAAACCUGAAAAUGAAAUUAACAAUACUGUAGCGGACGAUGAGAAGAAAAUUGGUCUAGAAACUAGUGAUGAUGAACAGCUAGAAAUAGCUCAACUAUUUGAACCUGAAAAUACUCAAGAUGCAAAAUAUCCAUUGAAGCCAAUUAAUCGAAAUGAAUUGACGCAAUCUCCUAUCGACAAUGUUGAAAUCGUAAAAAUCAAAAAUGAACAGCUAAGCGAGGACAGUAAAAAUAAUAGAAAAAAUAAGAAAAAAGCGACAUUUUUUAGAGAAUUCAACCCUUCUGAUGGUAAUGCACGCAUAUAUUGUACAUUUUUGGGAGAUGUAUUUAAAAUGUACAAAAAAGUACAAAAACGUUUUGUUGGACACUUUUGUCAUGCAAUUGUUUUUGGCACUCCGAUAAUUUUAAAAAAACAACGAGUACACUUGGGACAAAGAAUGAGAAAUCAACUGACUGAAAUACAUUCACUUAAAAACUUAAGUCUUAUCAUCGUCAUUAUGCAAUAUUCGAGCUAUAAAUAUUGGAAAAAUGCGUUAAAUCACAGAGACUUGAAUAUUUUAGUAAAAGAUAUAAUAAACACGGUCAUACGAUAUAAAAUCGAUGGAAUACAAUUUUCAAAUUUACAUCCAUCGGUAGGAUAUAAAAUAGAUAAACACAUGAUGGAUAAUCUAAUAAAAUUCUUUAAACUACUACAAAAUGAAGCAGAAAAAAAAAAUCAUAAUUUAAAAUUUGGCAUAACCAUCAAUAUGUACGGUCUGUCGAACACAAAAAGUUUUACUUCAUUCAACAAUUUAAAUCCGCUGGUCACAUGGUAUUCAUUCGAAUCAAUUUCCAUGGUAAAAUGUUCAUUGGAUUACAAAUUUAUCGGCACUUCUCCAUUACACGGAAAAAAUGGCUUUAAAAGUAUAAUUGAGACAUUAAUCAAGCAUAUCAAUCAUGAUGACAAAUUUGAUAUGUCGAAACUCGUAGUUGGUAUACAAUUGUUUCCAAAUAAAAUUGGUAAUUCAAAGCUAUACACAUAUGAAGAGUAUUGUUCACAACCAAAGAACACUUGGGACUCAUGGUGUGCUGCGCAACCUGAAGAACUUUGGUUAAAGGGUGAUUUUUUGCGGACUACUCAUAUUGGAGGCGUUCAACUGUAUUACAUGCACUCGGACGAUUACAGGUCCACAUGCGGAUGCUUUUCGUUCCCAUUGAUCCGUGCACUUCUUCGGGGCUUGAUUAACAUUAAGGAAAAAGAAGAGUGCGAUUUUGAAACGGCACACAACUAAAUAGUCGUAAUCAUAUUAAGAUAUAGAUAAUAUUAUUAAGUUUYCCUCAUUAGUCAUAAACUCAUGAAAUAAUAUCAUAUCUUUUCAUCGGGUGCUUGGAAAUUGGAUUAUGAAUAUUUUA
Molecule: messenger RNA, 1957 nt
Organism: Diuraphis noxia (Russian wheat aphid)
Lineage: Eukaryota; Metazoa; Arthropoda; Insecta; Hemiptera; Aphididae
Source: RefSeq, a predicted model, not a curated record